AUGACCUCUAUCGCAUACAACUUCUUUCAUGGCGCCUAUCUUGACCACAAGAUCCAAACUCUUCAGCGGCUCGUUGACAGUGAUCCUGCCAUUGCUAGGCAUAAAGAUCUCGAGAGACGUAUCCUAGAGGUUCAUCUUAAAAUUAUUGAGCAUAACGAUGACACUAAUGAGGAUGCUGAUGUGUGGGAAGCUAGACACCUGCAUUUAGUUUCUGAAAAGGAAGUACUGGUGGGGGUUCAAGUUCCCUUGACUGAACACGCGAAGACGUUGCUAUCCGAAUUGGGGCGCUUCAAGUUCUCGAAGUGGGUAUUUGAGUUGCAGUUGGGGCGAAUCACUGAGUGA
Morchella importuna is the source of this 342-nucleotide messenger RNA. RefSeq lists its product as uncharacterized. The record is from RefSeq and is a predicted model, not a curated record. NCBI's taxonomy places the organism in Eukaryota, Fungi, Ascomycota, Pezizomycetes, Pezizales, Morchellaceae. The coding region runs from base 1 to 342 and encodes 113 amino acids. The transcript has a single exon.